Messenger RNA from Mytilus californianus (California mussel), 843 nucleotides. RefSeq names its product B-cell lymphoma 6 protein-like. Bases 1 to 843 code for a protein of 280 amino acids. Gene Ontology annotation, molecular function: RNA polymerase II cis-regulatory region sequence-specific DNA binding; DNA-binding transcription factor activity. The transcript has a single exon. The record is from RefSeq and is a predicted model, not a curated record. Lineage: Eukaryota; Metazoa; Mollusca; Bivalvia; Mytilida; Mytilidae. Gene Ontology annotation, biological process: regulation of transcription by RNA polymerase II.
AUGGCAGCGCCAUAUAUGUCACCAUUCCCAAAUAUACCUCUACCUACCGGAUCGUCCUCUAGUACAGCAUCCCUACCAUCAACAGUUCUUCAGUAUCCCACUGCAUUGUAUCCAUUUCAAAAUACAGCAUCUAACGAACUAAAGCAACUGACACUUGCACAAUAUCACAAUUUUACAACUCCCCCUGGCUUUCCAACGGAUUUGUCUAAAGUGAAAUCACCGUUUAUUAAUAGAAAUUAUUUAGAGUUGGCCAUGUUGGUAUGCAAUACAUUUCGGGGAAAGUUGUUUCCGUGUCCACAUUGCCGAUACGUCACAGACCGAAGAAACAAUUUGAAGAGACAUAUAUCAACUAUGCAUCAGGCUUGUGAAAAAGUUUUAGAAUGUUGUGGCGUCAACUUUACGACAAAAGCUUCAUUAAGAGAACAUAUAAUGAUUUUCCAUCACAACGGAUAUUCAUGCGCGUUUUGCGGACGACGUUUUUGCCGAAAGGCGUUGUUGAAAAGGCAUUUAUCUGUUCACAGUGGUCAAAAAGACUACUCUUGCCCACACUGUGACUAUGCCACAAGUCACAAAAGUAAUCUGGAAAGACACAAGCGCAUUCAUGAACGUCUCCGAGGCGAUGACGAGGAUGGUGAAAAUAGUCAAUCUUAUAUUGACGUUGAGCACAUUAAUGACAAUGUAUCGGAAUCGGAAGACACUGAUAACAUCCGAAAGACCCCUGAACCACUUUCUCUCACAAAAGAUGAUAUUAUUGAUGAACAGCCGGCUCGAGGACCACGAAAUGAUUUUCAUCACAGUGUAACAGCUGAUAUUCGGGAAGAUCGUAUUGAUGUAAACAUUUAA